This is a messenger RNA of Prunus armeniaca (apricot), 1605 nucleotides long. The record is from the annotation of a GenBank genome assembly. NCBI's taxonomy places the organism in Eukaryota, Viridiplantae, Streptophyta, Magnoliopsida, Rosales, Rosaceae.
AUGGGGCUCUGCUUCACCAGAUGUCGAUCCCAUGACAUCCCAAUCUCUUCCUCAUCGGAUUCACCUCCUCCCCACUACCAGAAAACAUCCAAUAAAACCCAUGCCCAGCACAAGCCAACCCCUUCUUCAAAACCGAACCCGUACGCAUCAGCAUAUGAUAAUCCAGGCACUUCUUUUGGCAAGACCCCUUCGUCAUCUCAGACUCAGAUUGGACCCAUUCUGGGCAGGCCAUACGUGGACAUAAACAUCUUGUACACCCUUGAAAAGGAGCUGGGAAGGGGUCAGUUUGGUGUCACUCGUCUUUGCACAGAGAAGGCCACGGGCAAAAGGUACGCCUGCAAGUCCAUAUCAAGGCGAAAGCUCUCGACCAGCAAGGACAUUGACGAUGUCAGGAGGGAGAUUAUGAUACUUCAGCAUCUCACAGGGCAACCCAACAUUGUGGAAUUCAAGGGUGCUUAUGAGGACAGGCAGAAUCUGCAUUUGGUCAUGGAGUUGUGCUCCGGCGGUGAGCUUUUUGAUCGGAUUACUGCUAAAGGGAGCUACUCUGAGCGUCAAGCCGCUCAGAUUUUCAGACAGAUUGUGAAUGUGGUUCAUGUGUGUCACUUCAUGGGGGUGAUGCAUAGAGACCUCAAGCCUGAGAAUUUCUUGCUGGUCAGUAAGGAAGAGAAUGCCCCUCUUAAAGCCAUCGAUUUUGGACUCUCUGUCUUCAUUGAGCAAGGGAAAGUGUACAGGGACAUUGUUGGGAGUGCCUACUAUGUGGCCCCGGAAGUGUUGGAGCGAAAUUAUGGGAAGGAGAUAGAUGUGUGGAGUGCUGGAGUCAUUUUAUAUAUUCUUCUAGCUGGAGCGCCUCCCUUUUGGGCUGAGACUGAAAGGGGGAUAUUUGAAGCAAUUAUGCAAGGCAAACUUGACUUGCAAAGUUCCCCAUGGCCUUCUAUCUCUGAUUCUGCAAAGGAUCUGAUCAAGAAAAUGUUAACAAGAGACGCUAAUAAAAGAAUUACAGCUGCUGAAGUUCUUGAACAUCCAUGGAUGACGAAAGAUGGUGAAGCCUCUGACAAACCAAUUGACAGUGCUGUUCUAAUUAGGAUGAAGCAGUUCAGAGCAAUGAACAAGCUGAAGAAACUUGCUCUGAUGGUAAUAGCAGAAAACCUUUCAGAAGAAGAAAUUCAUGGCCUGAAACAAAUGUUCAACAACAUAGACACAGAUAGAAGUGGCAGCAUCACAUUUGAAGAACUUAAAACUGGAUUGGCAAGGCUGGGAUCUAAGCUCAGUGAAACAGAAAUAAAACAGCUGAUGGAUGCUGCUGACAUUGACAAGAAUGGGACUAUUGAUUACACUGAAUUCAUCACUGCUACCAUGCAUCGCCAUAAACUGGAGAAGGAAGAAAACUUGUUCAAGGCUUUUCAGUUCUUUGACAAGGAUCAGAGCGGGUUUAUCACAAGAGAUGAGCUAAGACAAGCAAUGACUCAAUAUGGGAUGGGGGAUGAUGCUACUAUAGAUGAAAUCAUUGAUGAUGUGGAUACUGAUAAAGAUGGGAGAAUCAACUACGAGGAGUUUGUGGCCAUGAUGAGACAGGGAGUUCAAGAUUCUGAUGAUAAACGAAGAUAG